Molecule: messenger RNA, 1462 nt
Organism: Drosophila grimshawi
Lineage: Eukaryota; Metazoa; Arthropoda; Insecta; Diptera; Drosophilidae
Exons: 5
Coding region: 95-1342 (415 amino acids)
Source: RefSeq, a predicted model, not a curated record
AAUUCAAAAUUAGUCACUUGAGCGAGAUUAUUUACUCAAUUUAUAUAAAAACAAGCUUUUUUUAUACUUAACCAUAUUUAUUGAGCUCCCAAAAAUGUGGGAGCAGCUGAAUAAAUAUCGCAAUCAUUUUCUGCAACACGAAAUUAAAGAUGUUCUAACACCGAGUUCCAUAAAUUCGUUACAAAAUAAGGAAUGGCAAUCAUUUAUGGAGAAACGCAACAGGUGCAAGAGCUUCCCGCAACACUGCACCAAAAGUUCCACUUACUUUGAGGAUCGAGCUCAAUUGGCCUACGGCUGGUUUGCCCUGCCCAAGCUGAUGAGGGAAAUGGAUAGCGAUGAUAAUUUGACACACUGGCGAGCCAUUUACUCGCUCUCCGAGUUUCUGCUUAAUCCACUUAAUGCUCAACGUGCUAUUUUAGAGAUGGAAAUAGUUAGAAAGUUAAAGAAUGCUUUUAUGCGAUUGUGCCUCAAAUUUCAUAAAGAGGAACAUGAGGAAAUGAAGAUAUAUCUAAAGAUUUUUAACAUUAUUUCUCGCAAUUUAAAUGGUGCUGAACAAAUCGCCAAUCGCAAAUGUUUAAUGAUUGAGUUCUAUAAGAUUGCUGGGAGCAAGGAAUCCGAAAAGCAAGAUCUCGCUGCGGAGAUACUACGCAAUUUAACAGGCCAACCAAAGGUGCUUGGCAUUGUUAUCAAAGAUGAGGAAAACCUUGGCUAUAUAGCAAAUAUCUUUAAGCAAGAUCCUUGUCGGCCGUAUUAUCCCGCAGAUCUCUGGCAUCAUCUGUGCCACAUGUUGGAGCUGGCGCCCCAGUUGGGCAUCGAUUUGGGUUUCUUUGAACUGCUGCAUUCGCGAAUUGAGAACAGAUUGCCCCUGUUCUGGGAGAUGAAUAGCAAAGCAUUUGCGUUGCUCCUGCGCUGCGAGGAGGGUCAGCGUCGCUUCGACAAGCUCGAUGUGAUCCAGCUCAUCUACGAAGUGUUCGAGGAGGUUUACGUUGACAAGUCAAAGAAACUGCCCGGCCAGUUUGUGGAGAACUAUGAGUAUCUGAUACUGAUCCUGAUGGAUGGACUGCACAGCAAGCGUGCCCUUUGGCGCAUACGAGAGUUCACCAUGUUGACCUGUCAUGUGGCGCGUCGCAUGGCCAGCAAGCGAACCACGAAUCCUCGAAUCCAGCUCUACGGUCUGAAGACACUACGGAACAUGGGCACGAUGCCCUGUGUGCGGCGCUACAUCAUCGGCAAUUGGCUGACGGAGAUCUGUGAGAUGAAGUGCCUCGAUGCGGAGGCGGAGUGUGCCAGGGAUGCACUGCUUGAUUGGCUGCGUCGCGAUAUUGCCGACAGCAGCAGCUAAGCUCGAUUUCGAUUUGAUGUAGAUUCAAAAGAUUUAUGUUUUGGGAUUGUAAAAGUUGUAUAACGAAUUAAAGUUUCUUCAAAUUGUUUUGUGCGCGCAUCUAAUGACUUAUUUAUUUAA